AAGUGGAACAGUGCAGUUUUACUUUUAGACGAAAUAUAUUGUCAUAAAGUUCUAGAUGCUAUAUGUUGUUUCCUCGCUUAGACUUGCCAUGUUGAGAUACUAAACUAAGAUGGCAGAUCCGAUAUUUCAAAAUGUUUUUGAUAUUUAUAAACAGAGGAAAGAUAUAAUUUCAAAAGGACAUUCUUGUGAUCUUUAGGAGUUCAGUCAUGGAGGAGAGAAAUCGAGAGAGCUCUAUAUGGCACCCAUGUCUUAAACAAUCUCACAACUUAUUCCAAGUGUUUAGACUUCAUUGAGAAAAUCCCAGACAUACCAGACAUUGACGCCAACGAGGCUAGAAAGAUCUUCAUUCAUCAGUUUGUAGAAACGUUCUCACCAGUUUCACAUCUUGGACAUAACUUGUAUGUACAUGCUUUGGUGGAUGAAAAUGAAGACGUUCUCCAUGCACUUAACAGAUACUGCAAUGUAGAUUUUACUUUGAAAACCCUCUUCAUCUGGCUGUAGAGUGUCAUCUUCUUCCUAUGAUGGAAUUUUUAGUGGAUGAAGAUGUGGAUGUGAAUUGUGUUGAUGACAAAGGUAACACACCACUGCAUAACGUACUGAAAUAUCACCGAGAGAAUGUAGAGCUUAAAAGGAAGUUCGAUAGAAGUUUAUUCUAUAAAGUUCUGAACUUUUUAAAGAGCAAGGGUGCCAGGUUAUUAGUUCGUAGCAAAAAGGGAAGAACACCGCUACAGUAUGCCAUCAUAUAUAAACACAUUACAGACAUGAAUGAGUUCAUUGAUACAUAUAGUGAUUUCAGCGACUUCAAUCAUGAAACUCGUAUAGAAAUCUUGGAAUUUUAUGCAGCAAAGCAGAUAUUCAGUGUCGAUGAGAAUGAUUCCGUUGGAGGAGUAAACACCUACAAACGUGCUUUGGUUGAAAGAAGAAAACACAGUAUUCCAAAUUCUAGCAAAAUGCCCCGAAGGGAAAUUUUCUUUGACAGUGUAGUAGAACCUGAUACAGAAAAUUCUGAGUUUUUGGACUUAAUUUGCACUGCAGGAGAGAAAAAGAGAAGACUUAUUCUUGGCCUCCUGAUUUAUGAAAGAAUUAUAGGAUGUGGCAAUUUUUGUUAUCUGAAUGGAUGCAAUGUGUAUUUCGAACUUUUAUGUAAAGGAGUUUGUGAGGAAAAUAUGGCGACCCAUCGUCUUUGGAAGAGUUUGAAAUAUCAUUUUAAUUUCCUGAAAAAUGAAAAGGUUUUGGAUAAAAGGCUCAAUACUUUUUAUGAUAUGAGGUCAGCAAUAAAAAGUUAUGAAGAUCCUUGCAGUGUUGCCAAUGUAACUCAGAGACCUGUUCAUCUAUAUCACUUUUACUGUAACAGUGACAAAUACACAACAAAGGAAUUAUUGGAUGUGUUAAUGUUUUUCCAUGUGAGUGCCUUUCAGAUGAAGAUUGAACUUGGUGUUUUACCUUCUGAAAAUGAUAAACUUGAUUUAUUAUAUUUGAUGGACACUAUAUUAUCAAGAAGUUUAUCAGCGGAAGAUACCUGCAAUCUAAGGAAGGCAAUGGAAGCCAUUGUCAGUGCAUGGAAUUCCAGCGAGUGUGGACCAAUCGGAUUGAUGCAUAGUAUCGUGUGUCCUAUGUUGUUACUGGACAGUGAUUAUAAGGAUGACGAUCAUAAAUUUAGUCAUGGUCCAGAAAUUAUGGAGAUGCUCCUAGACAGUGGAGCCUCAAUUCAUGAGUUAAAUGAAUUGAAACUGAACAUUCUGCAUUGGUUUUUUACAACUAGCAUUGAAAAUUUUGAUGAAAAUAUAUACCAGUGUUUUCCGGAAGACGAAGUUGAAAGUAGGAAUGGUCAGCUGAGGAGAAUUGUUAAGAUUGCAGCAGAGAGAGGACUGCAUGUAGAUCAGAGAACUAAUGAAGAUCAUGCAUUUCAAACUGCACUGGAUCAAGCUGGGGCACAGAAUUUUAUCCUAUUCUGAAUAAUCCCAAGUACAGAAGUCUUAAAUGUCUUGCAGCAUCUGUUAUUAUAGAGGAAAACAUUUCCGAUAGGAAUGAGAUUCCAACAGAACUUGUUCAUUGGAUUGACUU
Molecule: messenger RNA, 2064 nt
Organism: Saccostrea cuccullata (small rock oyster)
Lineage: Eukaryota; Metazoa; Mollusca; Bivalvia; Ostreida; Ostreidae
Exons: 2
Coding region: 519-1955 (478 amino acids)
Source: RefSeq, a predicted model, not a curated record